Messenger RNA from Cyanistes caeruleus (blue tit), 989 nucleotides. Lineage: Eukaryota; Metazoa; Chordata; Aves; Passeriformes; Paridae. The record is from RefSeq and is a predicted model, not a curated record.
GUUUUCCCAGGAGAGAUACUCUGGGGCCUAGGGUGACACUGUCACAUGGUCACGUCCUCAUGGGAUUCCCUGGGGAAGAGCCCUCUCCCUCCACCCUGUGCCAGACAAGUCUCUGGUGGAGUCAGGGCAGAGGGGAGCAGCAGGAAGGGACAUCUUGAGGUGCUUCCACAUCUCGUCUUCUGUUCUUGGACACCUGGACAUGCUGCACACUUCACAGUUGGUGCUCCUGCUUCCAGCACACACAGGGAUUUCACAGCUAAAACCCUGCACAUUGUCACUGUCCCCAGUGCCACAGGACAUCCACACAUCAGGGAAGGGUGGGAGCUUUCCAUGAGGGGCUGAGUCCUCACUCUUGCAACUUCAUCUCCUCCCCCCUGUGCCAUGCAGGAGCUGCUGGACACGCUGCAGCAGGAGAAGCUGGCACUGGAGCAGUCCAUCCUGGAGCUGCAGGCAAACACAUCCCAACUGCAGGAACAGGCACAGGAGCUGAGGGAGCGGGAAAGGCUCCUGGUGUUCUUCCCCGAUCUCCACAUCCCCACUGAGAUGCAGUUUGAGAGCAGCGGGAACUUGACAGAGGACAUGGAGAGUCAGCUCCAGGCCAACACCAUCCGGAUCGAGGUGCUGGAGCGGGAGAACGCACAGCUCGAGGCUCUGCUCGCCAAGGUGAAGGCAGCAGCUGAGCAGGGCGUGCUCAAGCUUGUCCCAGAGGCCCAGCUGGGGUCCCAGCUCCACAGGGAGGCUGGCAGGCAGAACCCUGGGCGGCUCAGCAGUGGAAGCAGCAGGGACAGCACAGGGACGCCAGGAUGCACAGACAAGGCCUGGCAUGGAGCUGCCAGCAGCCACAACUCCAAACAACUCCAGGCAGAGCCCACAUCCCAGGCCAAACCCUGCCUAACGCUCUCAGUGCGACGCCUGGGGCUGGGCCCCCCCUCACACCACACUGGGGCUCACCACAAAUAAACACAGAUCAGUCUGAACUUCCCAACAGA